CCAGUCAUACAUUGUUGUUAAGUACCAUUUUGGACAUCGUGUCGCGUGUGGAAGGUAGAGCGAGAGAAAGAGGAAGAGUGUAUGCAGUAAGAUGUCCAACAAUUUGCAAACGCUCGUCUCGCAGACACUUAUCGCAAUCGGCGCCGCACAGGUUGCUCUGCGCACCGGCAGCACGCGCUGCCUUAGCCAAACGCUGACGCGCAUUUACCGCUACCCGCGCGAUUCUAACGGCCGUUGGAGUUGCCAGAGUCGACGCAAUAAUUCACGUGCCGUCGCUGCUGCGGCGCAGUUGCGCAGCGAAUUGCAGACGCAUAGCUUUAGUCAGGCCACACUUGAGGAAAUUCGCCAAGCGGCUGCCCGCAUUUGCCGUGACUAUCUAACCGGACGCUGGAAGGUGGUUACCCCAGAGCAGUUGGUUGUAAAGCGCAUCAGCGGUGGUCUCUCGAAUUUCCUGUAUUACGUCAGUCUGCCCGACUUGGAUGAUUUUGACGAACAGCAAUUGUUGGAGAUAGAGCAGCAGCAGCAGUCAGGAAAUGUCAACGUCAACAUUGGCAAACACGUCAUAGCCGCCUCGGCAUUUGCUAAGAAUAGGGAAAGCAACAACAACAAUAACAUUAACAAUAACAACAACAACAACAACGAUAUCAAAGAUGUUGCGUCGGGGCUAACAAAAAAUCCCACAGCUACCGCCCACGCCUAUGAUGACGAUGACGAUGCGGCGCUGAGCGCUAAACAGGCAAAUAAAAGACGACGCUUUGAUAGCGACAGCGGCGAUUCUAGUUUGCUGCGACGCUUGCACAGUCCCAAGCAGGAGCCCCGUGAGGUGCUGCUGCGCAUCUAUGGCCAAACGCAUGGCGAUCAUGCCCUGGAGACCAUGAUAACAGAGUCUGUGGUAUUUGCCCUGCUCAGCGAACGUAACUUUGGACCGAAGCUGCAUGGCAUAUUUCCCGGUGGACGCAUUGAGCAAUAUAUACCGGCACGCACAUUGGCCACCACAGAGCUGGGCGAUGCUCGUAUUUCGAUGAAGAUCGCUGAGAAAAUGGGCGAAAUACACAGCUUGAAUAUACCAAUGUCGAAGGAACCGGAUUGGAUAUGGAAUUGCAUGGAUCGUUGGCUGGCCAGCCUGGAUAGCAUUGUAAAGGGCAAAAUCGAAUCGAAACCGAAUUCGACAGUAUUGCAAAAGCAACGCGAACUCAUGCGCUCCAUUGACUACGUUCAGGAGAUCGCCUGGUUAAGAUCGGUGAUAGAGGCAGGCGACUAUCCCGUUGUCUUUUGCCACAACGAUCUGCAAGAGGGCAACAUAUUAUUGCGGCAAUCAAGCAAUGGAAGUGAUCGUACACCCAGAGAAUCAAUAAGUAGUCUAAGAUCCAAUUUUGAUGAGACCCUGGGCGAUAGUCUGGAUGGCAACAGUAAUUUGGAUGCGGAUGACAAUAAGUCGCAUAGUGCGUCACCCUGCCCGGAAUUGGACACCACAGAUGAUUCCGCACUGGACUCGAGCUUUAUGUCCGAUCAUGAGCCAGAUCUCAUUAUCAUUGACUUUGAAUAUUGCGCCUACAAUUAUCGUGGCUUCGAUUUGGCUAAUCAUUUCAUUGAGUGGACCUUCGACUAUACCAAUCCUCAAUUCCCAUACUUUCACCACUACAAACAUCAAUAUGCAACGGUGCAUCAACGUCGUGAUUUUAUAGUCAACUAUCUGAAGAAAUAUCACGAUGAUGAGCACUACGAGCCCCAUGUGGACGAGCUCGAUGCGGUCGAUGCCGAAAUACAACUAUUUACAAUGCUAUCGCAUCUGUUCUGGAGCCUCUGGUCUGUGGUGAAUGUUACGUCAGCCAUUGAGUUUGGUUAUUGGGAAUAUGGCAUCGCACGCAUACUGGAGUACCAGCAGUUGAAGUCCGCCUAUUUGGGAAAAUGAAUUACCGGGACUUGAGGAUUAACUUUAAGGCAAAACUAUCAGCGCACUUAAUUGAAUCAUUAAGAGUACUUAAGUGGCCUUAAUAUUAAAACACCAACAAUAACUAAAGAAAUUACUGAAACGAAAAACAAACAAACAACAACUAAGUAAAAUGUUUAGUCAGGAGUUACUAUAUAGCUCUAGCUUAGUUAAUGCAAGCAUACACUACUAUACACUAUUGGCAUAUGAGCUAAAUGACUAGAAAUGAGUAGAUCUUAUACUGACUACGGAUAUACCGAUAUAUGUAUAUACAAUAUAUGUAUGUAUCUAUGUAUGCAUGCAUAUUUAUAUAUACGUAUCUACAUGAUUUGUGCUGUGCAUGGCAUGUUUAUAUAUUUUGUAUAUUAUUAAACUUUUAAUCAUUUAACGCUGAGAAGAAAAGUCAAAAUGUAACAAUUGCAGCUGUGAUUAUUGUGUGAGUUAGGCAGGCAACAAUAAUUAGUUCGC
This is a messenger RNA of Drosophila navojoa, 2398 nucleotides long. RefSeq names its product choline/ethanolamine kinase. NCBI's taxonomy places the organism in Eukaryota, Metazoa, Arthropoda, Insecta, Diptera, Drosophilidae. The record is from RefSeq and is a predicted model, not a curated record. Gene Ontology annotation, cellular component: cytoplasm. Gene Ontology annotation, molecular function: ethanolamine kinase activity; choline kinase activity. Gene Ontology annotation, biological process: CDP-choline pathway; phosphatidylethanolamine biosynthetic process.